Messenger RNA from Zophobas morio, 811 nucleotides. RefSeq lists its product as uncharacterized. Gene Ontology annotation, molecular function: phosphomannomutase activity. The transcript is spliced from 5 exons. Gene Ontology annotation, cellular component: cytosol. Gene Ontology annotation, biological process: mannose metabolic process; GDP-mannose biosynthetic process; protein N-linked glycosylation. Bases 24 to 395 code for a protein of 123 amino acids. Lineage: Eukaryota; Metazoa; Arthropoda; Insecta; Coleoptera; Tenebrionidae. The record is from RefSeq and is a predicted model, not a curated record.
CUUUUAUUGAGUUUCGCAACGGGAUGAUCAACAUUAGCCCAAUCGGUCGUAACUGUUCUUACAAGGAAAGACUUGAAUUUCACGAAUAUGAUAAGGUUCAUCGCAUCCGCGAAACCAUGAUUACCGACUUACAACACAAAUUUCCGGAGAUGGAUAUGCAGUUUUCUAUUGGAGGACAGAUUAGCUUUGACUGCUUUCCUGUUGGCUGGGAUAAGACCUUCUGUCUAAGGCAUCUCCAGAAGCACGACUUUCGCUUCAUCCAUUUUUAUGGAGACAAAUCGGAGGAGGGAGGAAACGACCACGAGCUCUUUUGCAGCAAGAAGACCAUUGGACACGCGGUCACCUCUCCGGAACAUACAGCGGCUCUUGUUGAAAAACAGUUUGGUCCGUUGUAAAAACUUUUAGCUAAAUUUAUUAAAAAAUGCAGAUUGUAUUUUGUAUACGCAAGAAAGUUAUUCAGAAUAGGCGAAGAAAGGGCUGGAGGUGGCCCCGACCGCGGCCCUUCUACUAGAAUUUGGUGUAAUCAAUAUCAAAAGAGGUCAUAUUUCGAUUGGCCCGAAGCUGCCUGUUAAGGGUGUAGUUGCACUUUUUUUCCAAAGUCAUUCUAAUAGCGUUUGUCACGUGACUUAUCUCGUAUCCAGCAAAGCUCUGAUAACUUUUUUGGGGAGCAUUCAUGGUGCUUCGCUUUAUUUGACAAGCACAUUUAGCUGAUGCACCUGUAGAGUUAAAGCACUAACAGGAGUUGAGGGAGACUUCAACAAUAUUAUCUACCAAUCACGUCGAGGGAUGUAGAGCUCUUUAUGCUUUCUAG